Molecule: messenger RNA, 1065 nt
Organism: Pocillopora verrucosa
Lineage: Eukaryota; Metazoa; Cnidaria; Anthozoa; Scleractinia; Pocilloporidae
Product: histamine H2 receptor-like
Biological process (GO): G protein-coupled receptor signaling pathway
Cellular component (GO): plasma membrane
Molecular function (GO): G protein-coupled receptor activity
Source: RefSeq, a predicted model, not a curated record
GCUGACAUAGUCAACUUUGCACUAAAAUUGAAAAGUUUACCAGAAGAAAAGGAUCGAUCUUUAAUAGUUUACUGAAUCUUAAGAAACAAGGCUCAAGAAGAUUCUACCAUGGCUACUCCCACGAAAACUAUCAUUGCCACAACCGACCAAUCACCACCUCCCACCGUCAACAGAGAAGUUGUCAUAGUAACGUCUAUCCUUAUUUUCAUCCUUGGGUUUGUUGGGAAUGCCUUCAUCUGCUUUGGAUUCUGUCGUUUUCGUCAGCUGCGCUCCCUUACCAACUAUUUCGUGCUGAACCUCUCCAUUGCAGAUCUUCUGUUAGUGACGGCUCUCGCAGGAUGGAUUAUACACGAUCUCCGUGGGAAUCCACCCGAUGAAAAGAUUCUGAUCGCACUUCUCAUCAAUAUCGACGUGUUGUGUUUCUCGACAUCGAUGCUCAACAUGAUGACAAUCAGCUUGGACAGGUACUGCGCCGUUGUCUAUCCUCUCCAAUACCCACAUAUUAUUACAAAGUCACGUGCUUGCGUCGCUACUUUCCUUAUUUGGGCGUACUCUUUAGCCAUGGCGGGUAUUGGUGUGAGUCGAUUUUUCACGGACGCAAUGGAAAAUUCCGACAAGAUAUUCUUGUCUGUGUUAAGUACCGUCAAUUUUGUGAUCCCGGCUGUGGUGAUGGUUCUCACGCAUUUAAGCAUCUUUAGAAUUGCUUGGAAUGCAAAGCAACGAUCGAUGGCGGAUCUUGGCGGUAUUGAAGGGGUGCAUAACAUGAAGGAAUUGCUCCUAAGCCUGAAACUCUCGUUUAAUACACUCGUCAUCUUGUUUCCCAUGGUAACAGCGUGGGGCAUUUUUUACGGAAUAACGGUUUCAGAGACACUCUGGCCGACCCAGAUUCAACUUUCUGCAGGGUUUUCCAUCGCCGUUGGUCUUCUGCCGCAUAUAGCAGCUGCCAUCGAUCCCAUUGUCUACAUACUCGUCACACGUGACUUGCGCAGGAAAUUGUGUCAUUUUUAGAAACGACUGAAGGAAAAACGCGAAACCCUCAAAACAUUUUACCAUGAGAAAAUAUGU